AUGAAUGACUCACCGACCAUACGUCGCCAAAUCGAAAAACUCUCAAGACAACUGCCGAGACAUAUUGGAGCAGUCUACGACGUCCUCGCUGAUUACGAGCUGACAAUCGACAAUGUGCAACUCAACCAUGUCGACUCCAAUGACCUCCCAAUGUUGCGCAAGGAUUGCGUAAACGCCCGAUCGAAUCUGCUCAUCAGCUAUACCAGGCUAGAACAACUUCAUCAGAACUGGAUCUCACUCAUUGCUGCAAACAAAGAAGAGGAAACGGUAUUCUCUCAAUACAUCGACAAAUAUGGAGACUACCGCACCACGCUACAAGAUGCAGUACCAGUCCUUGAGAAAAUGGACACCGCUCUCGAUGCAAUCGAAGAAGAGUUCAAGAAACGCCAAUUCCCGCUACCAGGUUUCAUUCCCACCACUCCGGCUACAUCAGAAGCUUCCUCUCUCGACUCACAGAGCCCGAAAGCGAGACAACAGAACGACAUCUCAACACCAGUCACCCUGCAAAAUGAACAACUGGCGUCUCCACAUCAUCCUAGAUCCAAGAUGAUCGACCAGUCCUCGCGAAAUCUUUGCAAUUUCGUCGAUGCAUCUCUUCUCAGCAAAGUGGAUCUUCCAAUGUUCAGCUGUUCGAUUCUUGAGUUCCCAGAAUUCUGGGAACGUUUUUCCACCUUGAUCGGGAAUAAACCGCACAUCGAUGACGCAACCAAGUUCUCCCUGCUGAAAUCUUCACUCAAGGGAAAAGCACUCCACUGCAUCCAAAGCCUCCCGAUUACAUCCGCCAACUACCACAUUGCGGUGGACAUUCUCAAAACGCACUUCGACGAUCGAGUGACAACCUGA
Messenger RNA from Necator americanus (New World hookworm), 843 nucleotides. RefSeq lists its product as uncharacterized. The transcript has a single exon. The coding region runs from base 1 to 843 and encodes 280 amino acids. Lineage: Eukaryota; Metazoa; Nematoda; Chromadorea; Rhabditida; Ancylostomatidae. The record is from RefSeq and is a predicted model, not a curated record.